CAUUACUAUUAUAAUAAACUUUAAACUUCAGCAAGGUGGGCAAAAGGCUGCCAACGUCGGCUGAAGAUACCCUGCCUUCUUCAGGAAACGAAGCUCUGAAGAUGAAGGCUGCUCUUUUGUACUUGACUCUUUGUGGCUUAACCUGGGCUCAGUCGGAGCUUCAACCCCAUUACAGGAAAGCGAAGCAGAAGUGCCGGGGAGAUCACCAGAUAAUGCUCAAAGAUCGUCACUCCAAGCACAGGUUUUACAUAUUUAAUUACGUGUACUCGUCUGCGGUGACCAGCAAUCAAACACAGAUUCAGAAAGAAGAAGAAGAAGAAAACAGAAAUAACAUUUCCAUUAUCACUCAUGGGUCUGACAGAAAAAUUUUACCAAGGAAGGCCACUGACAAUUUCACUACUACAACACAAGUGGCAAGGGAAGAGCAGAAGCACUUUGAUGCAACUGGAAAUGGCAGAAAGUCUGAGCGCAGAACAACUACUGGAAGCAGCCAAAAUUUAUAUAGACAUUAUGGAAACACCACAAAUCAUGAUCUCCACCAGCAUCACUUGAAGGUAAUUGUAAACCAGGAAGGAAAUGAAAUUGCUACAGGAGAUAACACCAUUGAAAUAGAUGGGAGUGGGGACAUAGGCUUUCCAGGCCAAAUUGACACCCAUCAUGGCGUCAUUAUUGGCAAUGAAUAUCAUGACCGAGUCAAAGACCACCAAGACACAAGAGGCACUGAAAAACUUUGGGGGGAAGAUAAAGAUGGCAAAUCUGGGUUAUCUAGUAAUACCAAGUCAUCAAAAGAUCACUACAUCAAAAUAGAGAUGAAGGAGAAUGAUGCCAGUGCAGUCUUGGGAAACAAUCCUUUCCAUGAUAUUCCCAAGAAAAUUAAAGACCCACCGAGCAAAGAUUAUUCAAAAGUCCACUUGAAAGUCAUAACGGAUGCCACCAAUAGGGAGCCAGGAAAAGAAGAAGGUGGUCAUGUUCAUUUGUUAGACAAAAGCAAAGGGGAUAACAGUACCACCAAACUACAUCCAAGUCUCAAAGGAAAAGCCAACAUUUCUCCGGAACGUCUAGGGGAAAUUGAACUCAUGAGAACCAGAGUUCAGAUCGUAGACACCGGUGAAAUUAAAGUGGCUAAUGAAAAUGGUACUGGCAAUGCUACAAAAGGCAAAGAUGGGUAUACAGAGACAGUUAGGAAGCUGAAUGGGCAGAAGGACGGAUAUGGAGUUACCAAACCACAUAAAAAGGAUGAAGUAAAAGAUGGUGUCACUAGUGGCAGCCAUGUGGAAAUAGCUGGUGUUACCAACCUACAGAAGAAAGAUGAAACUAGAAAGGAUGUCACUAAUGCAAGGUCCAAGAGCCAUCUGGAAGCAGCUGGCGUUACCAAACUACAGAAAAAAGAUGGUGGAAUUGGUACCAAAGAAAGGCUUAUCAGUCACGUGGGGGAUCUUGGUGAUGCCAAGGCAGAGAAAACAAAUCAAAGCGAAGUUAUAUUGAGCAGGAAACUAAACGGUCAUGUGGAUGGAUCUGGUAUUACUAAGUCACAUUCAAAAGGUGAACUUACUCUCCUUUCUGGCAAACAAAUUUCAGAUUCUGGUACAACAGAGCACGGUCAAAAAAGUCCCAGUGAAGUUGGUAUUAUUCAUAAAAGGCCUAGUAUUGGUGAAGGGGGCAGUUAUGGGGAAACAAACGAAAAUGCUCAUGAGAUGACUAAAAGUGGCAGAACAGGAUUUGGUGUCACAUUUCAGAAAGUCAACAAGGACACUGCAGAAAGAGCUAUCGGUUACAAGAAAGCCACUGGAGAUUCUGCAGAUCUCAAGAGGAGUGAUAUAGAUUCUUCCAACAAAAAGGAGGAGCUCAGUGGUCAAAAAUCGAUCCAGUUCAAAAGUGCCCUGUCCGAAUCUCGUGGGUCUCACGGAAGUAUCCAAGACCUCAUUCAUAUUCCAAAGAAUGAGAAGCUGAAAAGUCAGGAUCACUCGUUGGCCACUGUGAAGAGCAAUAAGAAGGUUAUGAAGCCAAGCAAAAAGGCAUCUAGGGUUAAUACUGGAACGUAUGGCAGCAGUGCAGCUAAGCACUACCAUGGGUAUUCGGGUGUCCUGCGGAGAAAGAGCAGUCAACAUGGUAAGAGGCGUCAAUCUGUCCGUAGAAGUGACAGCAGCCAAUCAUCGGAGAGUGAGGAAAACAGCCGCCAGUCAUAUGAAGACUAUCAGAAUGACAGACCCGACAGUUAUCAAUCACCUGAGAGUACUGAAGGAGACCGAUCUGAUGAAAGUCAUGAAAGCGAUGACCGCAGCCAAAGAACCAACUCACAAGAAGAUUCCCAGGAGCGGAAAAGCACUGCUUGAUUUGCUUGCAUUUGUUCAGAAGAAAAAAAGAGCCUAAAAUGCACUUGACUAGGUCAUACAUAGGCCAUCAUUACGUGGCAUUGCUCUGGUGCGCAGAAUAAAGCUAAAAUCCUAUAACCACUUGCUUGGAAGCAAGAUCCAUUGAACUCAAUGGGAUUUACUUUGGAGUAGGCAUAUAUCAGAGCAUUGCACUUCAAGAGCCGUUAUUAGGGCUGGGUCGAAAUAACUCACAAGUGUUUUCAGCUGUACCUCCCUUGCUCAAUUAUUUUAGAGGGGGGCACUAAUGGCAAAAUGGAUAGCUCAUUGUGUAAAUUGGCUUUGCUAGCUCUUAUUCUUAGUGAUGUCAUUAUAUUGCACAAUCUGCUUGCCGCAUGACACCCUGACGUGGUCCCAUAACCCAUCCUUCCC
Zootoca vivipara (common lizard) is the source of this 2741-nucleotide messenger RNA. RefSeq lists its product as uncharacterized. Lineage: Eukaryota; Metazoa; Chordata; Lepidosauria; Squamata; Lacertidae. Gene Ontology annotation, molecular function: extracellular matrix protein binding. The record is from RefSeq and is a predicted model, not a curated record. Gene Ontology annotation, cellular component: extracellular matrix. Gene Ontology annotation, biological process: biomineral tissue development.